Messenger RNA from Morus notabilis, 1086 nucleotides. RefSeq names its product GDSL esterase/lipase At5g03610. Gene Ontology annotation, molecular function: hydrolase activity, acting on ester bonds. Lineage: Eukaryota; Viridiplantae; Streptophyta; Magnoliopsida; Rosales; Moraceae. The transcript has 5 exons. The record is from RefSeq and is a predicted model, not a curated record. Bases 1 to 1086 code for a protein of 361 amino acids.
AUGGAGAAUCUCCCGUUUUAUCUUUUCCUUUUGCUUAUUAUUACCAUCAAUAUUGAUGUAUCUAUUGCCAAGGAGUCGCCAAAGCAUAAUGAUCAUCUUGAUCAUCAACACCAUGGCUCCGUGAGGAAGCUUUUUGUAUUUGGGGACUCGUAUGCUGACACUGGGAAUAGCAAGAAAGCCUCUGCUGUGUCAUGGAAGGCACCCUACGGGAUCACUUUUCCUGGAAAACCGGGCGGCCGAUUCUCCGAUGGUCGUGUCCUCACCGAUUACUUAGCUUCCUUUCUGGGCAUUCAAUCUCCAGUCCCGUACAUAUGGAGAAAGUCUAUAAAAAAGGCAAAACUGAAGGACGGCAUGAACUUUGCAUUUGGAGGGACUGGUGUGUUUAAUACAAUGGAGAAAGAACCCAACAUGUCGACUCAAAUCGAUUUCUUUCAACAGCUAAUUGAACAAAAAUUCUAUACAAAACGCGACCUUAAAUCGUCGAUUGCUCUCGUCUCCGUCGCCGGCAACGACUAUGCUGCAUACAUCUACAAGGAAGGAGUUAACAAUAACAUGGAGGAUUUGGCGAAUGUGACCAUGUCAAUUGUUAACCAACUUGUUGUGAACCUGAAGCGCAUUCACAACUUGGGAGUGCCAAAAAUAGCAGUUACAGCAUUACAACCUCUGGGAUGUCUUCCUCCAUUCACAUCCCCUACUUCGUACCGAAAUUGCAGUAAAAUUUGGAACUCGGUCUCGGAUUCUCAUAACGAAAUAUUGAAGCAAAUUCUGCAAAAUAGUAGCAAUCAGAGCGAGAAGAACGUGGUUCUUGUUCUUGAUCUCCAUAAAACCUUCAUGUAUGCAUUUAAGAUGAAGCAUGAAAACGUAACAGGAAAUUUAACGUUAGGUAUUGAUAAUCCAUUGAAGCCAUGCUGUGUUGGUAUAAGCAAUGGACACUCAUGUGGGAGUGUUGACGGAAGUGGGUCAAAGAAAUAUACCGUAUGCAAUAAUCCCAACUCAUCUUUCUUCUGGGACGUAAUUCACCCUUCACAAAAUGGCUGGCGAGUAGUUUUCUCAGCACUGCGAUCUUCUCUAUACAAAUUUGUUUAA